AGUGCUUUUUAUUUUUUAUUUGGGGACAGAGUGUUGCUAAAUCAAUCACCCAGGUUGGUUUCUAAUUUACAGUGCUUUUGUCUUAGCCCCCUAAAGUGCUGGCAUUACAGUCAUGUGUCAUUACACCCUGCUCUGUUGGUGACAGAUUUGACCUUCUGUUUAACCCUGUUUGAGAGGGUAUAAGUAAUUCCUAAAGAUCUGAAUUUCACUCUUUUUUGUGGUCGGAGGAUUGAACCCAUGGCCUCAGCCUCAUGCAUGUUAAGCAAGCACUCCAUUAUUGAAUUACACACGAGCAUAUUUUUCUUUUUUUUUUCCAAAGCUUUUUUUUCUGAUGAGAUUCAUGGGCUAAGUAGAAUCAAAAUAAUAUUUUUUAAGAAUUAUUUUAUUUGUCCAAGGCCAGGGUGUCCCUGCUGGAGCUACCGGUGCCAGCAUGUUCAAGGUACUUCAGAAGUCUGUGGGCCCGGCCAGCCUGAGCUUGCUCACCUUCAGAGUCUACACUGCACCAAAACAAGACUCGCCUCUCAAAAACUCUAUGAAGGUCGAUAAGCUGUCACUCUACUCAGUACCUGAGGGUCAGUCUAAACACAUGGAGGAGCCAAGGACUCAGCUUGAGGAAGGCAUCUCACAGCUACAUCACUGUGAGCCAUAUACAAAUUGGUGCCAGGAAAAAUACUCCCAAACUAAACCCAAGAUGCAAAGUUUGGUUCAGUGGGGAUUAGACAGCUAUGAAAAUCUCCAAAAUGCUCCCCCAGGUUUUUUUCCAAGACUUGGUAUUAUUGGUUUUGCUGGUGUUGUUGGACUCCUUUUCACUAGAGGUUCAAAACUAAAGAAGCUGGUGUAUCCACCUGGCUUCAUGGGAUUAGUAGCCUCUAUCUAUUACUCACAACAAGCUAUCAUGUUCAUCCAGGUCAGCGGGGAGAAAUUACAUGAUUGGGGCUUACGCGGAUACAUAGUCAUAGAAGAUUUGUGGAAGGAGAACUUUCAGAAGCCAGGAAAUGUGAAGAGUUCACCUGGAAAUAAGUAGAAAACUCCGUGCUCGGCCCAUUUUUAUCAGUUGUAGGAAAUGCUGGAAACUCCAGAGAGUAAAUCAGUAUUUCUACCAAAAAGUGGCAAAGGCAGUACUGAAUGCAGAAAACUAGCUUUCU
Cavia porcellus (domestic guinea pig) is the source of this 1145-nucleotide messenger RNA. Its product is annotated as MICOS complex subunit MIC26-like. Gene Ontology annotation, biological process: cristae formation. The record is from RefSeq and is a predicted model, not a curated record. Gene Ontology annotation, cellular component: MICOS complex. Lineage: Eukaryota; Metazoa; Chordata; Mammalia; Rodentia; Caviidae.